Gasterosteus aculeatus aculeatus (three-spined stickleback) is the source of this 3299-nucleotide messenger RNA. The record is from RefSeq and is a predicted model, not a curated record. NCBI's taxonomy places the organism in Eukaryota, Metazoa, Chordata, Actinopteri, Perciformes, Gasterosteidae.
CCCGAGCUUCCGUAGCAGCGAAAACAUUGUCAAGCAGCUGUUCCGUGCGUAUUAUGUUACAGAGCUCACGUGUGCGACUUUACUGCGUAUAGUGCUGUAGCGGAAAAUAAUGUCUACCGUCAUUAACACAAUGGAGCCUGUCAUAAAAGUGGAGCCCGUCAUAAUAGUAAAUCCUGGAGCGACGAAAUGGGACAUUCGUCAGAAAGUUUGGGACUACAUCGAAGAUAAUAAUCUGGCCAAUUUCCCCAGGCCUGUUCACAACAGAAUCCCAAAUUUCAAGGGUGGUGUGCUCACUGUGACUUGUUAACUGUCUGUUUUGCAUGGGGGGCCACGCUACUCAGGACAUUAUGUAGUAAGUAAUAAAACGGAAAUUAAACACACAGUUUACUACAAACCACACUUCUGGUCGUAACAUCUUAUGUACACCCACGGAUCCAUAUCAUUAAUACAACUAAAAUGAUUUAUUUUAAAUUAAAGCAAUGUUUUCCUAAAUCAGUGGGUUAAUAAAUGCACAGGUCACAACCUGUCUUCCAUAUGUUAAUAAUAUAUAAUAAUAAAUAGGAAUGUGAACUAUUUGCUCAUAACUGGUUAAAAAGAAAGUAACUGGGUCAAAUAAUUGCUAAAAUAAUGACACCAUGAGGUUUUCACAGCAGCCUUUAACCACUUUUGAAUGAAUAAUGUCUUGUUUGUAUUUGCAUCUAUGUUUUUUUACUGUGUACGUACUGGCCAGGGUGCAAGUCAAGCAUGCAACAGGCUUGUAGACCUGCAGGAGUUCAAGUCCAGCCAGACAAUCAAAGUAAACCCAGACAGACCUCAGCAGCAGGCACGCUUUGUCGCUCUGGAAGCGCAGAAAACUUUAUUGGUCCCGACUCCUCGUCUUCGUACUGGCCUUUUCAAUAAAAUCACACCUCCCCAGGGGGCCACCAAAGAACAGCUACGCAUAUGCUCUUCCUCACAGGGUGUGAGAGACUUCAGUGUGCCUUUUGACCUGGAUGAGAAGGUGAAGGUCGACCUGGUAGUGGUCGGCUCUGUGGCGGUGUCAGAGAAAGGCUUGCGGAUUGGAAAAGGAGAGGGCUUCGCUGACCUGGAGUAUGCCAUGAUGGCCUCCAUGGGAGCUGUGAAUGAGUCCACUGUGGUGGUGACUAUUGUCCAUGACUGCCAGGUGGUGGAUAUUCCAGAUGAGAUAAUGGAAAGCCAUGACCUGACUGUGGACUACAUCCUCACACCCACCAGAGUUAUCAAAACCGAUUGCCAGGUGCCCAAACCACAAGGAAUCUUCUGGAAUAAGCUGAACAGUGAAAAGCUGGAGAAGAUCCCCAUCCUGAAGAAGUUGCUUGCUCUGGAGGAACAGGCUGGGAAGGAUGUUACACUGGGGGUGGCGCCCACUGCUGCAGAAUCUGGUAUGCAGACCGGUCAACCAAAAAGGCAGACCAGACGGAGGCCAAGGCAGAACAUACAGCAGGAUGAUAAGGGUGAAUCCAAGCAGGAGAACAUAGAGUCAGAAAAGCGAGUCAGACAACGCCCAGCUAGAGUGAGGAAGGACAGCAGAGGAGAUGGUGGGGGAGGUUAUGAGAGGGGAAAGGGAAAAAGAGGAGAGAACCUGAAGGAAAAGAACCCAGAGGAGGGAGGAGGUGAAGUCCCGUCUCAACGUAAGCUCCCUCUGAGUGUGACCACGGUUUACCUGGGGGGAAUCCCUGCCGGGCUGCGUGUGAGCGAGCUGAAAGCUGCCCUGAGGGAGAGGGAGGCCGCCCCGCUGAGGCUCACCUGGCAGGGAGCUCAACACAGGGCCUUCCUGGACUACAGCGACCCCCAGGCUGCAGAGCAGGCCCUGGAGGCCCUGCAGGAUCUCAGUCUGAAUGGUCACAGUCUGCAGGCUGAGCUGGCCAAGAGCCAGCGGGGAGGGAAGAGGUCCGGACAGUCCAAUCGGAGACCGAGACCGUCAACGCCUCCCAAAUCCAACCCGGCGACAGCAGAUGAGAGUGACACCAAUGAAAAUGCUGAGCAGUAAUGGCAAUAAGCAAUACUGAGCCCAGAAGUAUUAAUUGCGGAGCUGCGUGAAAAUGCCUUAAGAAGAAAUGUUUGUUUUUUUUUAUUUUUAUUUUUUUUUUAUAUUUCGGGAUUUAUUACAACGGUUAUUUGAACUGUAAGAUAUCUAAAUUGACGGCUAAGACUAAUGGGCUUGAAAAAUUUGAGUAGAAUAUGUGAUGGUUGAAUCAAAAAGCAUUUCACCAAAAAGGUAUUUUUUUUUUUUAAAGAAUAUACCAUUUCCCAAUACUUAACCACAUACCUAUGUGCCUUGUUUACUCUCACGCCACCGUCAGUGUGCCCCGAGAACCUUUGGUUUUUGACGGUACUUUUUUAAAAUAGUUGACAUGUAGUAGACAUGCACAAGUUAUUUCCUUUAAACUGUACGUACACAGUCUAUUCGUUAAAAUAGAUGUGUAGAGUAGAUUGUUAAAAUACAUUUAAUUUCCACAACCAGUUAUCAAAGGUGCCUCCGUCAGGAGCGUCUUGUUUUUGAACCGAUCUACUUGUUGAUCUAAAAGCCAUUUACAAAAGUCGUGGGUCAAGGAUUAAAUGCUUAGUUUUUGUUGCACAAUAACGCAACCAUGUUGUCAUUUAAACCAUUUAUAGCAUCCCGAUGGUUCAUGAGGCUGGACGCUAGACAAUGAAUUUAAAAAGAAAAACCUGGUUUAACAUCUAGCUCUCCAUUAAAGCCAAAGCGGAGUUGAUUUAUUUUAAAAAUACUUUUUUCAACAUUCCCACAAAUUUAAACUUAUUGUUAUGCGGUUCGGAUUAGAACACCACAAGCGGCGUAUAAAUGGCCGUCACUUUCAGGACAAAUCCACGACUCUGUUGAAAAUGUGCGUAAUUAUCCUUUAAAACGACCUAGGGUUUAGGUCCAAACAUCUACUUGAUUGUUUGUAUAUUUGAACUAAGAUCUGGAUAUAGAUGCAGACAAUGAAGCGCUAAACCUAUUUUAUUUGAAAACUACAUGUGGGGGUCCGUGUAGCCUCGUUGGAGCCAUGCUUUUUGAUUUCGACUUGCCGUUUCUACCGGCUUAUGUUUUGUUCAGGAUAUUUUGGGAAUGGAAAUUGUAAAUUUGAAGCAGUGUUAAUUGUAUCUUUGGUUGACAGAAAUGACACAUUCAUGGCUUCCUGUGUGGUUUUGCCAGUUUGCGUAUGAAGCCAGGCUCAUGUAACAGUUGAGAGAUGCUACGAUGCCGGCUGAACUGUUCUAGUGUUAAUGCAUCCGUUUGUAACCUGUUAUAACAUUUUCCAUUGAAGCAUUUGACUGUA